GAUCGGAAGCACUUUUUUUUUAGAUUAUUUUUCACGGUGGUCCUAGAGAACGAGUGGAGUUCCUUGGAGUCUUAGGAAGUGGAGGUGGAGGAGGAGACCGGCCGUGAAAGAAAAGUUUUUUUCUUUCUUGAUCUCGAGUUAUAUAUGGAGUUCUGUUCUGUUUUAUUCUUCACUUUGUUAGAUUGAUUCGCAGAGGUCGGCGUUGUUUUGUGGUUUUGGAUCGAGGAUUCGGGAUAAAGAUUGGAUUUUUGGAGUGUAUAGUGAUGUAUGGAUCGCCGUCGAUGCCGGCGUCGAAGGAUCUAAGCUCCAUUCUGUUCGCCGGAAACCACCCUCAGGAGCACCCGAUGAGCUCCGGCGGCCUCCUCCGCUACCGAUCGGCUCCGAGCUCCCUGCUCGGAGAAAUCCGCGAGGAUUUCCUCCCGGUGAGCUCCCCCCCGUGUCCCGAGACAGCAACAAGCGCCGCCAUGUUCUGUAGAUUUUUAGCCGAGGAUAUCCAGAUCCGCGACGACGUGCCUCCCGGACGCGGUGGCGCUGCCGCAGCCCAGCCGCUCCUCCCUCAGUUCACUACGCUGGCGUCGGCGGAGCGGAGUGGAGCACUUUUCUCCCCUGCUUCGCAGCAAAAUCACCAGCAGCAGCAGCAGCAGCAGCAGCAGCUCGCGAGGGUGAUGGAGCAAACUAAGAACGGCGGCGCCGCCGCCUCCGGCUCAUCAAAUCUCGUAAGGCACAGAAGUUCCCCCGCCGGAGUUCUCUCGCAUCUCAACGCGAAUGCUGGAUAUCCAAACAUAUCAAAGAAUCAAAUCAGCUUCUCUUCAAUCCAAAACAUCUCCGAGGUCGUCAUCGCCGGGAGCAGCUCCGACGACAGCAGCGGAUACAUACCGCGAUUCCCGUCGAGCAAUAAUUGGGAGAACUUUUCGCGGGGAAAGAGCACGAUCGACGAUACUCUCAAUCCAACAGAGCUCGAGGCGAGGAAUCACGCGCCGACUCUGCCCCAUCAGUUCAGCUUGCCGCCGAAGCCCUCGCCGGAAAUGGCCGCCGUGGAGAACUACUUGCACUUCCAGGACUCAGGCCCAUUUAAGAUCCGAGCCAAGCGAGGUUGCGCGACUCAUCCCCGAAGCAUAGCCGAGAGAGUGAGGAGAACAAGAAUCAGUGAAAGAAUAAAGAAGCUGCAGGAACUAGUCCCAAACAUGGAUACGCAAACCAACACUGCAGACAUGUUAGGUCUGGCCAUCAGCUACAUCAAAGAUCUCCAAGAACAAGUUCAGACACUUUCCGAGAGCCGGUCGAGCUGCACCUGUUCAUCUGGCAAGCAGAAGCAAGAUCAUCAUCAUCAUCAUCCAUCAGCUUGAGAAGUAGAAAAAUAGAAAAGAUCCAUGUAGAUAUAUCUGUGUUUUUAUGAAGAAUCUGUAAGUCUUUAGAUGUACUGAAGAGUGUUCUUCCUAAACCACAUUGUCAAUUCCAUGAACUCGAUGAUGAUUACAAGCUAA
Molecule: messenger RNA, 1484 nt
Organism: Zingiber officinale
Lineage: Eukaryota; Viridiplantae; Streptophyta; Magnoliopsida; Zingiberales; Zingiberaceae
Product: transcription factor bHLH130-like
Exons: 5
Coding region: 264-1346 (360 amino acids)
Biological process (GO): regulation of transcription by RNA polymerase II
Cellular component (GO): nucleus
Molecular function (GO): protein dimerization activity; RNA polymerase II cis-regulatory region sequence-specific DNA binding; DNA-binding transcription factor activity, RNA polymerase II-specific
Source: RefSeq, a predicted model, not a curated record